Messenger RNA from Zootoca vivipara (common lizard), 11988 nucleotides. The record is from RefSeq and is a predicted model, not a curated record. NCBI's taxonomy places the organism in Eukaryota, Metazoa, Chordata, Lepidosauria, Squamata, Lacertidae.
GUCCCUUUCGCAGAACUACAGUUCCCAGAGUACUCUGGGACGAGGGAUUGAUUGUUAAAUAGCUCUGGGAAUUGUAGCUUUCUCAGGGGAAUAGGGGUUUUCUAAUGGUUCUCAGCACCUUUAUCAAACUACACUUCCCAGGAUUCUUUGUGGGAACCCAUGACUCUGUAAAAUGGUAUCAUAGUGCUUUUAAAUGGAUCGUGCAGGUGGGGGUCUGUUUUUUUCAGUGGAGGCUGGUCCUUGGAGUGCAGGAAGACCAGUACCAGAAAGGUUAUUGUUUUUUAACUCCUGUUUUGCUUUAAGCCUACUUCUUACUUCCAACCAGCCCCAUUUUACAAGCCUUUUCUUAACCCUUGCAGAACUUAGCAGGGAGGAGGAUUGUGGCAAAGCCAAAAUUUGUUGACUCGGCCCAUAAUGGACUCUGGCUGGACCUACUGUCUCCAUCCCUACCUGCUGCCCAGCCUGUUCCAGGGAGCACCAGUCCCCACUAAGUCUCUCUUCAGCCAUCUACAAUUAUGAUGCCGUCCAAGAUGUCGAGCUGUCCUUGCAGGUUGGUGAUACAGUUCACAUCCUGGAGAUGUAUGAAGAUUGGUACAGAGGAUACACUCUUCGGAAUAAAUCCAAAAAGGGUAUCUUUCCAUCAACAUACAUCCAUCUGAAAGAGGCAACGGUGCAAGAUGGCGGACAACAUGAGACAGUAAUUCCUAGUGAGCUGCCUUUGGUCCAGGAACUCACUUCCACUUUGAGGGAAUGGGCUGUGAUCUGGCACAGGCUGUAUGUGGAGAACAAGAAGACCCUCUUUCGCCAUGUGCAGCAGAUGACCUAUAGCCUAAUUGAAUGGCGGUCCCAGAUCCUCUCCGGCACCCUUCCCAAGGAUGAGCUGGCUGAACUCAAGAAGAAAGUCACAGCCAAAAUAGAUUAUGGCAACAGGAUCUUGGGGCUGGACUUGGUGGUACGAGAUGAUAAUGGCAACAUCCUGGAUCCAGAUGCUACCAGCACAAUUGCGCUCUUUAAGGCACACGAGACGGCAUCCAAACGAAUAGAUGAAAGGAUCCAAGAGGAAAAGUCUUUGCAGCAGAAUGUAGACCUGCGGGGACAGUCUAUUUUCAAUACAACCCACACAUACAGUCUUUAUGUCAAUUUCAAGAACUUCGUCUGCAACAUCGGUGAGGAUGCGGAGCUGCUUAUGAGCCUCUAUGACCCCGACCAAUCCAAGUUCAUUAGUGAAAACUACCUGGUUCGUUGGGGAAGUAAUGGAAUGCCAAAGGAAAUUGAAAAACUUAAUAACCUUCAAGCCGUCUUUACGGACCUCAGCAGUUCUGACCUGAUACGGCCUCGAAUCAGCUUGGUGUGUCAGAUUGUGAGAGUAGGCCACAUGGAGCUCAAAGAGGGCAAGAAACACACCUGUGGACUCCGGAGACCCUUUGGAGUGGCAGUGAUGGACGUUACUGACAUCAUCCAUGGAAAGGUGGAUGAUGAAGAGAAGCAACAUUUUAUUCCCUUUCAGCAGAUUGCCAUGGAAACGUACAUCAGACAGCGACAGUUAAUCAUGGCACCUUUAAUAACCUCUCAUGUGAUUGGAGAGAAUGAGCCCCUCACGUCUGUCUUCAACAAAGUCAUUGCUGGCAAGGAAGUGAAUCACAAAGGGCAAGGCCUCUGGGUUUCUCUGAAACUGCUACCUGGUGAUUUAGCUCAGGUUCAGAAGGACUUUUCUCAUCUCAUUGACAGAUCUACGGCUGUGGCCCGCAAAAUGGGAUUCCCAGAGAUUAUAUUGCCUGGUGAAGUUCGGAACGAUAUCUAUGUGACCCUGAUGCAUGGGGAAUUUGACAAAGGGAAGAAGAAGACCCCCAAGAAUGUUGAGGUCACUAUGUCUGUUCAUGAUGAAGAUGGCAAUCUCUUAGAGAAAGCUAUCCAUCCAGGUGCUGGUUAUGAAGGUAUCUCUGAAUACAAAUCAGUUGUCUACUACCAAGUCAAGCAGCCUUGCUGGUAUGAAACUGUCAAGGUGUCCAUAGAAAUAAAAGAGGUCAGCCGCUACCACUUAAGGUUUACAUUUCGUCACCGAUCAUCACAGGAAUCACGAGAUAAAUCGGAAAAGGCUUUUGGAAUGGCUUUUGUGAAGCUGAUGAAUGCAGAUGGUACCACUCUGCAGGAUGGCAGGCAUAACUUAAUAGUCUACAAGGGUGAAAACAAGAAAACGGAAGAUGCCAAGUUUUACUUAACUCUGCCUGGCACCAAAGUGGAGAUGGAGGACAGAGAUGCUCUACCAGCCAAACAUCAUGUAGUCAACUUUACCCCAACCAAAGACAGUACCAAGGAUAGUUUUCAGAUUGCAACUCUCAUCUGCUCUACAAAGCUGACACAGAAUGUUGACCUACUGGGGUUGCUGAAUUGGCGUUCAAACUCCCAAAACAUAGGACACAACUUGAAGAAGUUGAUGGAGGUGGAAGGAGGAGAAAUCGUCAAGUUCUUACAAGAUACACUUGAUGCACUUUUCAGCAUAAUGAUGGAGAUGUCUGACAAUGAAGCCUACGACUUCCUUGUUUUUGAUGCACUAGUAUUUAUUAUUUCACUGAUUGGAGACAUCAAAUUCCAGCAUUUUAACCCCGUACUCGAAACUUACAUUUACAAACACUUCAGUGCCACCUUGGCCUAUGUAAAACUUACCAAGGUUCUAAACUAUUACAUUGGAAACGCAGAUGACUCCAGCAAGACGGAAUUGCUCUUUGCCGCUCUAAAAGCCUUGAAGUACCUGUUCCGGUUCAUAGUUCAAUCGCGAGUCCUGUACCUAGGGUUUUACGGGAAAAGCGAAGAUGGAGAUGAGUUUAACAAUGCCAUCCGCAAGUUGUUCCUCUCUUUUAACAUCCUCAUGGACAGGCCUCUUGAGGAGGCUGUCAAGAUCAAGGGUGCUGCUUUGAAGUAUUUACCAAACAUCAUCAAUGAUGUAAAACUGGUAUUCGAUCCUGUUGAACUCAGUGUCCUCUUUAGCAAGUUUAUCCAAAGCAUCCCAGAUAACCAGCUCGUCCGACAGAAGCUCAACUGCAUGACGAAGGUUGUGGACAGUGACCUUUUCCGUCAAUCUGAAUGCCGAGAUGUUCUCCUGCCUUUGCUCGUGGACCAGUUAAGUGGUCAGCUGGAUGAUAAUUCAAACAAACCUGAUCAUGAAGCUUGUUCACAGCUCCUUAGCAAUAUUCUGGAGGUUUUGGAUCGGAAGGAGGUGGGACCCACGGCAGCUCACAUCCAGCUGAUUAUGGAGCGCCUGCUGAGGAGAAUAAACCGGACAGUGAUUGGAAUGAGCAGACAGUCUCCUCACAUUGGUAGCUUUGUUGCCUGCAUGACGGCCAUCCUGAGACAAAUGGAUGACUCACAUUAUACCCACUACAUCAGCACGUUCAAAACCAGACAAGAUCUUAUUGAUUUCUUGAUGGAAACCUUCAUCAUGUUUAAGGAUCUGAUUGGCAAGAAUGUCUAUGCAAAUGACUGGAUGGUCAUGACCAUGACACAGAGCAGGAUUUUCCUCCGAGCCAUAAACCAAUACACCUCUGUGCUCAACCGCUUCUUUCUUGAUCAGGCAAGCUUUGAACUACAGCUGUGGAAUAACUACUUUCACUUGGCAGUGGCCUUUCUUACCCACGAAUCUCUCCAGUUGGAGAGCUUCUCCCAGGCUAAACGGAACAAGAUAGCCAAGAAAUACGGAGACAUGAGGAAGGAAAUUGGCUUCAAAAUAAGGGACAUGUGGUACAAUCUAGGGCCUCACAAGAUCAAGUUCAUCCCCUCUAUGGUAGGCCCGAUCCUGGAGGUAACCUUGACGCCUGAGCCUGAAUUGCGAAAGGCAACCAUCCCUAUAUUUUUUGACAUGAUGCAAUGUGAAUUUAACUUCAGCGGGAGCAGAAACUUCCAUAUGUUUGAAAAUGAGCUGAUAACAAAACUGGAUCAGGAAGUUGAAGGCGGCCGUGGGGAUGAACAAUACAAGAUUUUGCUGGAGAAACUCCUAUUGGAGCACUGUCGGAAGCACAAAUACCUCUCGAGCUCAGGCGAAGUGUUUGCUCUCUUGGUUAGCAGCCUGCUAGAAAACCUUUUGGAUUAUCGGGCCAUCAUGCAUGAUGGGAGUAAAGAAAACCGCAUGAGCUGCACUGUCAAUGUGCUGAAUUUUUAUAAAGAAAAGAAGAGAGAGGAUAUCUACAUCAGAUACUUGUAUAAACUCCGGGACCUACACACAGGCUCUGAAAACUACACCGAGGCAGCAUACACACUUCUCCUUCAUGCAGAGUUGCUCCAGUGGUCUGAUAAGCCAUGUGCUCCACAUCUGCUUCAGAGGGACAGUUACUAUGUCUAUUCACAGCAGGAAUUGAAAGAGAAACUCUAUCAAGAAAUCAUUGUUUUCUUUGACAAAGGCAAGAUGUGGGAGAAAGCAAUCCAGCUAAGCAAGGAACUUGCUGACAUGUAUGAGAACAAAGUUUUCGAUUAUGAGGGCCUUGGCAAUCUCUUGAAAAAACGAGCCACAUUCUAUGAGAACAUCAUGAAGGCAAUGAGACCCCAACCAGAGUAUUUUGCUGUUGGGUAUUUUGGCCAUGGAUUCCCCUCUUUUCUGCGGAACAAGAUCUUCAUCUACCGUGGCAAGGAAUAUGAAAGGAGGGAAGACUUCAACCUGAAAUUACUGACUCAGUUUCCAAAUGCUGAGAAGCUGAGCAGUACUGCUCCACCCACAGAAGAGAUCAAAACGUCUGUUAAGCAGUAUGUCCAGUGCUUCAUAGUGAAACCUGUAAUGAACCUCCCACCAAACUACAAGGACAAGCCUGUUCCAGAGCAGAUUCUAAACUUCUAUAGAUCCAAUGAAGUGCAACAAUUCAGAUACUCCCGGCCAUUCAGAAAAGGAGAAAAAGAUCCUGAGAAUGAAUUUGCAACAAUGUGGAUCGAGAGGACCACCUACACAACUGCCUAUUCUUUCCCAGGAAUCCUCAAGUGGUUUGAAGUCAAACAGGUUGCAGUGGAGGAAAUAAGUCCCUUGGAGAAUGCCAUUGAAACGAUGGAGCUGACAAAUGAGAAAAUCAGCAACUGUGUUCAGCAGCAUGCCUGGGACCGCACCCUGCCUGUUCACCCCCUCUCUAUGCUCUUGAAUGGCAUUGUCGAUCCGGCCGUCAUGGGUGGAUACACCAAUUAUGAGAAGGCCUUUUUCACAGAGAAAUAUAUUCAAGAACACCCUGAAGAUCAAGAUAAGAUUGAACUGCUCAAGCAACUGAUUGCUUUACAGAUGCCUUUGCUGGCUGAAGGGAUUCGGAUUCAUGGGAAGAAGCUGACAGAACAGCUGAAGCCUCUUCAUGACAGACUGACCUCCUGCUUCAAGGAGCUGAGGGAGAAAGUGGAGAAGCUCUAUGGUGUGAUAACUCUGCCUUCUUCGCUGACAGAGAGAAAGCAGAGCAGGUCUGGGUCAGUGGUUUUACCCUACAUCAUGUCCUCCACUUUGAGGAGGCUCUCGGUUACCUCUGUGACUUCCUCUGUGGGAUCAACAUCCUCUACCUCAUCAGACAGUACUUCCUCCAGACCAGGAUCAGACGGAUCUAUUCUUGAACCACUGGUGGAAAGGAGGAAUUUGACAUCCUCCAGGAUGGAGGAGCUCCUGGCCAAGGAUGAUGGUGAGAACCGCGCUAAUAAAUUCAGGCGGAAGGACUGGAGCCUCAGCAAAUCUCAGGUCAUUGCAGAGAAGGAGCCAGAGGCUGAGCUGACUUCCAACAUGAAUGCAUCAGGAAAAGCACCAAGGCCAAAGAGUCUCCAGCUGGGGGAGAGCAGACUGUCGCUACUUCAGGGCUCAUCACUGCAGCAGGCCACACCUCUCAGCCCACUGCCAACUACUCCCAAAACGCCAAGAACCCAAAGCUUUCCUUCUUUGCAGGCAGAUGGAUUAGCAACUCUUAACUUGCAGAGCACUCCACCCCCACCUCCACCCAAAUGCAAUAGCAGCUCAAGGAACUCUGCAGAGGUCGCUCCACCUUUGCCCAACAGGCGGGAAGUCAGGCCUCCCCCUCCUCCUCCAAAAGCAAGGAAAUCCAGUGUCAUUUCUUCAGAUCCAGGACUGCAAUGAAAACUCCAGACCAGACCCCCACCCUUGAAUGAAAUCUCUGCUGUCUUGUUUCAUGUAUAUGUUUUUCUUCUCUUUCCUGGGCUUCCCGGUGAUUUCCUCCUGCUGGACAAACAGCUGCACCCUCUUCAGCCCUACAAAAACAAGCUGUUUAAACUGUGCCAGUGAUUUGGUGUUUGAUUCCCAAGCUUCUGAUUUUCCCAAUUGCACAUCAAGGCACCAAGCAUUAACAUGUUGGCCUUCAACCUGCAUCUGAGCUUUGACAGGUUCAGCUGGCCAAUAAUUUGUCUGUUCCAACCCUCUUCUUCUGAUGCCAGUAAGGCAGCAGCUGUCCUGAAGCUGUUUUCCUUUGUGGAGUUCUGCACUUUAUUGGUGAUUGUUGGUCUUUAAACAGAUUAUAAGAAGAUCCCUGCAGUAUCAGGCCAAAGUAUCCUGUUCUCACAGUGGCCAACCAGUUGCCUGUGGGAAACCCACAGCCAGGACCUGAGUGCAACAGCAUCUUCUCCCCACCCCCUGAGCUUUUCUUCAACCCUUUUUAUGAAUCCUGCUGCCUCCAGCAGUGGAUAGAACAUAGCCACUUAUAGCCUUCUCUUCCAUGACUUUGUCUAAUCCUCGUUAAAGCAAGACGGAAGCACUGUAGUAUGGAAGGUGUCCUUUGAUGUCCAUCAAGGCUGCAAUGGAUUCUCAUUACCGUAGUUUAUCUGCACCCAGGCAAAGACGAUGUUGGAACAGACAGGUGUAUCCACAGAGCAAGCUGCAGUCUUCCACACAAGCUCCCCAACAAGUUCAAGCGACCUUGCCUGGAUGCUUUACUUUGUCAGGUACAUGGAUAUUAUUCAGAAGAUUCUUGUCGAUGAAGAGAGGGCACCAUCCCCAUGACCCAUUUUGUUCCACUAUGUACAGUUCUGGUAUAGAGCAGAAGUUCUCAGUAUUUCUUUCUCUCAGGACUUUGCCAGUGCUGUCAUUUUUACUGUCAGUUCCUUAUUUUGUCUUAAAUUAUCCAGUCUUUGCACACAAACAGGGUUAAGUACACUACUUCAACUUCUUUUCUUACUUUUGCCGAAAUGGUUGGUGUACAUUUUUUGGUUCCUCUGUCAAAUAGCUUGUUGCCUUUAAGACUGGCUUAAAGAUGUAAUUAUCCUUGAGAGUUCAGAGGACAGAUUGUGGACAAUGGUGCUUCCUGGUCUCCCAAAGCAAGAUUUGUAAAUGAAGACCUGUUAGCAACUGAACUCUACGCUAAGCUGCAAAUGUAUGUAUAGCCACGUGUCUAGGCCUGUAAUGUAUUUACAUUCAUCGGGUUUUUUGUUUUGACUUUGUAAAAUAAUGCUUCCAUGUUUCCUUGUUGUGUACCAAAGGCUCAUUGCCUAACCCGAGAGAGAGAGGGAGAGAGACUCAUAUAUAUUCCAGAACUAAUCCACAUUGUUGGAUUAGUCAUAUUCAGACUUUCAGUUCCCCCAGACAACUAAAAUUACAAGAGGGUGAGUUGAGUAGGUGCUGGCUAACACCAAGCAAGAUCCUAAAUCACACAGGAAGUCUCCACAAAUAUAGCAGGCUCUCCACUGCAGGCUCUUCCAAUACAUGGGGGGUGGUUGAUUGAUUGAUUGAUUGAAUUUAUUUGCAUGCUCCAUUUCCACAGUGAGCUGUGCCCAAAGUGGCUUGCAAUAAACAUUCAGGAACAAAGCAGUGGGGUGAAGGAGAGAAGUCUACAUCCAUAAAUUCAAAUAGGGCAAAAACCAUAAAUUUAGCAAACACAGACUAAAUUCAAUAUUACAAAAGAAAUAAUGUUGAUGUAAACAAGUAAGUACAGAGCAAAAAGAAAAUUAACAAGAAGCUCCUACCUGCUUAUGCAGGUCUUCUUUCAUUCCAAGGAGCCUCAGCAAAAACAGUUUGGAGGGAAGAGGUCCUCUCACCUGGCUAGAUGGCUUACAGCUUGUUGCUCCUUGUCUUCUCCAGGGGAGAGAACCAAAGGGAAGUGCUGAAGACAGCAGUGAGGGUAAGUCCUCUUCCCACUGCUGGCACAGGUCUCCUUGCACUAUUUGGAGUGAGUGUAGGGCAGAUUGGAGGGGGAAGGGUCAGCCAUCACACCCCUUCUCUUCUCCCUUGUGCAAUUCUAAUUGUGUGAAGGAAUUGAAAGUCCAAAUAAAGUUUUAAUGUUCGUCCACUUUAGCUUUACCCUGUAGUUACAGGGUAAACAAAGGUGUAAGCGAUCGUUUUCCAUUUUAUGUGCAUUUGGGCAGCCUUAAUCCAAUCUCCUUAUCAUUUGGUUGCAUUGAUCUCUCUGUAGUUCCCACUUCCAGGAAUGUAACAUUAGGCUUUCUCAGAUAGUCAAGCCCAAGAUUGCACUUUGCCCUUCAAAGCAGAGAUUGUAUAAAAUAAUUAAGGGAAGAGUAAGAAUUCAAAAUGUCUGUGAUAGAAGACCACAGAUGCGUGCCCUUGAUUGAUCAGGGGGCACAUCCAUGUAAUUAACAAAUUGGAACUGUCAGAUGUCACUCCAGACACUAAAAGCAUGAUGAUUGGGUUUUGGAUCCAAACAGGGUAAUUGGGAAAGAGUGGUGUGUGCUUGUGUGCUUACAGCACCAGUUUUCAUUCUUAAGUUUUGUAUUUGUUUGUUCAAGAAACCACCAGCAGUAACUUAAGAUGCUCUGCUUCUAAAGACUAACUUGGCGUCCUGUGUUCAGCAUCUCUCCCCACAAACACAAAAAGCCACUUUGCAUCUGCUUCAGCCUCAGUGACUCAAGUCACAUGUAUCCACCCUGGGCAAAGUGGCUACACAGCUGAGGUGGGGACUUUAGGGUUAUACGUAAUGAUUUCUCCAUUUUAAAAGAUGUAGCCUUCAUUCUGCCCUUGGCUUUCCCACCUUUCCUCCAAGGAGCUUCCCUCUUUUAAGAGCCACAGCAACUAGGCAAAGGAACCAUUGCUCAGUGGCAGAGCACACACCUUGCAAGCAUGAGGUCCCAGGUUUUCUCCACAGUAUCUCUUCAGCUUUUUGAAAAUACAUUUGGAAGGUGACUGGAAGAAUUGCUGCUGCUGGAGACUGGGAGAGCUGUUAAUCAGGAUAGAUGAUACCAAAGGCCAGAUGGACCAAUUUAUCCAACCGAGCUUGAGGUUUGACCAGGUAUAAUGCCUCAUGUAAGUCUGAUUCUCUAUCCAGUCACCAGAUUAAGAUUCAUGCCUGAUAUGCAAAUUGGGCACCUGCAUCCAUUUGCAUAACUGGAUCUUUUCUUUUUACUGUGCCUAAAGUAUAAGCAGACUGCUUCUCACAUCAGGUGCAAAUGCAGCUGGUGUAUUCUGCAAAGCUGUUACCCUUCCAAGGCCAUAAGGUGGCAAUCUUUUUGCAUCUUCUUCUUCUCACUGACUGAGCUUGCCACAUCUAAUCUUUUCCCAGCGAAUUUCUUCAACUUCUGCCUGACUUUAGCUAAAGGCUGCCUUCCUUUUACUGCCAGGUGCCUCCAGGAAACAGAUUGCAUAUGCUGGCUGGGGGAUGGGAGGAUUCAUAGCAGAUUCUCAUCACAAAGCAAGCCUUGGAUGUUUUCAAAGGCAUACUGCAUAAGGCUCCAGCUGUGCUGGUUACAUGGAAGUGUCUUUAAGAGCCCCCCUUCCCAGCCCCUUGGGGAAAGCUUGGUGCAUCUUCCUGGGGACAUCCUGGCCAUGUUUCACUCCCCUUUUUGGGUGCAUGACAGAUGACGCCAGCUCUGUGUUAAUGUGCCUAGAUAUAUAUUGUUCUUAAAUUGGAAACCUGGAUCCUAUUGACUGCUGUCUUCCAGUCAUCCCUGGACAAGGUAGAAAAAGCUCAGAGUCCUGAGCCACCUUCACCAACUGAAAUUUACUGCUAACUUUGAAAAGCAAUUUUUUGUCUGCAAGUUUCCAUUCCAUUAAAUGUGCCAUAUUGCCUUGCAUGGUUUAAGGUUUGUCCUCUGUGACAACUUUUAGUCUGCAUCUUUUUCAGUCCCAGGAUUCUAUUCUUAAUCCCAAACUGUAACUUUUCACACACAACACUGCAUUAUACUGAAUCAGUCAAUUGGUCUUUGUAGCGCAGUAUUUGCCUACAACAACAGUGGCUCUCCAGGGAUCAAAACAGGGUCGUCGUCCCCCUCACCACCUUAACUGGAUAUUCUGGGAAUUGAACUUGGGGUCUUCAGCACACAAACCAUGUCCUUAUCAAACUGUAGCCCAGACUGAACGAUGCAGACCUCUUCUCUGCAGUUUCGUGAACUUACUUUGAAUCUUUUAUCGGUUGUGCCCGUUUUCCUUCUCUCCUCUUUUAGGAACCACGUAGCUCCUUUGUUUUGAAGACCAUUAAAAACAAAGAACCCAUUAAACCAUUACUCCAUUGAACCAAUUCACUCUAUCUCUGUCCCUCUAAAAAGAAACACAAACUAUAAAAAACAGUGGUGAUGCUACUGCAUCACCUGCAUCAGUUUCACUGCAGCACUGCCUUCUGACUAGCUCAUGUGCUCUAUGUGCAAUAUAGAGCAUGAUGAAAAGAAUAAAGGAGGGCUUGUGCUCUGAAGAUGAUGGAUCGAGUUUGGGUCUGAAUUGAAGACCACCUGGGAACCUAAUGUACUUCAGGCCCAUCAUGGAAUAAAUGCAGGGUAUCAAUAAAUAGGCAGUGCUCUCCAGGGAUGCACUUUGAGUUUGGGGCACGCCAGAGUUGGCUCUGUUUUAUUAUCUUCUGUGAUUUACGUUUUGCUGUGUUAACGCAGUGGAGGGAAUCUUUGGGAAAGCAGCAGGUGGCACAUCUUGCAUUCCACACUGCAGAAUGUUCAUGUUAUUGCUAAAGGUGGUUUUUCUCUCUCUGCACAAUUAUAUGUACACCAGCAAAUUGUUAUGCCGUUUAAGCAGUUUAGGCCAAUUUGAGUUGAGAGGACUUCCUUUGAGAGAUGUUUUGUAGUGCAAAGGGUACACCCAAAGAUUUGUUAAUGGCUGCUAAAUGCAGCAAAUUGUUAUGCCAUUUAAGCAGUUUAGGGAUACGGGUGGCGCUGUGGGUUAAAGCACAGAGCCUAGGGCUUGCUGAUCAGAAGGUCGGUGGUUUGAAUCCCCGCGGCGGGGUGAGCUUCCGUUGCUCGGUCCCAGCUCCUGCCAACCUAGCAGUUUGAAAGCACAUCAAAGUGCAAGUAGAGAAAUAGGUACCGCUACAGCGGGAAGGUAAACAGCGUUUCCGUGUGCUGCUCUGGUUCACCAGAAGCAGCUUAGUCAUGCUGGCCACAUGACCCGGAAGCUGUACGCCGGCUCCCUCGGCCAAUAACGCGAGAUGAGCCCCGCAACUCCAGAGUCGGUCAUGACUGGACCUAAUGGUCAGUGGUCCCUUUACCUUUACCUUAAGCAGUUUAGGCCAAUUUGAGUUGAGAGGACUUCCUUUGAGAGAUGUUUUAUAGUGCAAAGGGUACACCCAAAGAUUUGUUAAAGGCUGCUAAAUAAGAGUCACAUGGACUGCAAGAAACCUAUCCAUUCUUAAGGAAAUCAGCCCUGAGUGCUCACUGGAAGGACAGAUCGUGAAGCUGAGGGUCCAAUACUUUGGCCACCUCAUGAGAAGAGAAUACUCCCUGGAAAAGACCCUGAUGUUGGGAAAGAUGAAGGGCACAAGGAGAAGGGGACAACAGAGGACGAGAUGGUUGGACAGUGUUCUCGAAGCUACGAACAUGAGUUUGACCAAGCUGCGGGAGGCAGUGCGAAGACAGGAGUGCCUGGCAUGCUCUGGUCCAUGGGGUCACAAAGAGUCGGACAUGACUAAACAACAACAAAUGCUGUUCCCAUUUUUGUUUGCCCACCCACCCCACCUCAUCACACCUGUUGAAGUAUUGUUAAGUUAAAACUUUAUUUUCAGUACAGGAAUUAUUGCACCAGACUGACCUGCCUUAUUUAUUUUUAUAACUGUAAAUGAAAAUAUUAAAAGAGAAAAACCAUGAUUAUCUAUA